CAGAAAGGUCUUCAGUGAGUCCUGAGGAGCUGGAAAGUAUCGCUGCAGGUGGAGGAGAACUCUGCGUCAUGGAGUUCAUCACAGACGUCACUGCCGUCAUUGAUGGAGCCGGUUACAAAGACAAGGAGAGAUUAAUAAAGAUUCUUCAGCCUUACAGUCCUGAGAGAAAAAGUUCCUGCUACAUCGUGAGAGGAAGCUAUGAGGAAGUGGAGCGUCUUUCAAACAAACUGUCAGCAAUGAAACAUCACUUCAGUCCUGCCACACACGGACGAACCCUUCGGCAAGAUCCUGCUCCAGCCAGUGUGAAAUCAGUGGUCGUGUCCUCGGUAGUUAUGAGCUACAUUCAGCAAAAAUGUGCAAAAGAACUUGACAAAAUUCAAGGGAACAAUUUUGUCAUUGAAAUACAGCCUGACCUCAGAACAGCACACAGUAACCCCGGUGUCACAGUACAGGUGACUUUUAGACCACAGCAUACCUCCGUACGGCCUGUUCAUGCUGACUAUGUCAGACAGAGAUUCAUCACAUUCUACCAGAGAACAGCCUCUGACUUGGAGUCCACAUUGGUCCCUGUGAGUUCACAAAGCCACAAAGACCUGCAGAGGAGAUUUCCACAACUCCUCAUUACACCCAGCUUCAUCAAAGAUGAAGCAAAAGUGAGCGGGCCUUUUAUGCACAUUGCUCAAUUGAAAGAUUUCCUUUUAAAAAAUACACCAAGUCCAAGCAAGAGUCCAGUCAGCAAAGGUGCAGCAAGCAGCAGAAGUCCAAGCAGCAGAACCUCAGGUCCUCAACCUACACACAGCAAAGAUCCUGAGGAUGAACCAUGUCUAAUCUGUAUGGAAACAAUAGUCACAACAGAAAAGGAGACGCUGCGGUGCAAACACUCCUUCUGCAGAGACUGUCUGAAAAGAGCUUUCGACUACAAGCCUGUGUGCCCAACCUGUGGACGGUUAUAUGGCACGUUGACAGGGACACAGCCAGAUGGAGGCAGAAUGACUGUCACCAAAAACUCUUCAUCUCUGCCUGGAUACAACAAAUAUGGAACAAUAAUCAUCCAGUACUACAUUCCAAGUGGCAUCCAGAAGGAGGCGCAUCCUAACCCUGGUCAGCCAUAUGAAGGUGUGUCCCGUACAGCCUAUCUCCCAGACUCCUCGGAGGGCAGGAUGAUCGUCAAACUGCUGAGACGAGCCUUUGAUCAGAAGCUCAUCUUCACUGUUGGUCAGUCCACCACCAGCGGCAGGAACAACACAGUCACAUGGAAUGAUAUUCACCACAAAACCUCCACACACGGAGGACCAACACAUUAUGGAUAUCCAGACCCUGGCUAUAUGAGCCGAGUUCAAGACGAACUGAAAGCCAAGGGGAUUGAAUGAGUCAACAAAUAAAUGUACUACGAUGAUGUAUGAAGUUACACUACUAUCUUUACAAACAUCUUCUCUGAUUGUAAAAUUAAAAUUAGAUGUUAGAGAUUAUGACACAGAUUGACCACAAAGAGGCUUCAUUAAUGUAAUUUGAUAUGUCAUAAAUAAUGACACGUUAGUCAACCAUAGUUUCAACUGUUUUCUACUAUCAUUCUUCAUCCUUCUUGGAUUAUUUUUUAUUGACUUGUUCUUUUAUAUUUAUUUUCACUAAAUAUAGAAAAGUUUAUAUUUGUAAAUGAACAAUCGAUUCCUAUUGACCUUUUGAAUGUUAAACUUCAUGAUGUGUAAACAACUUAUUUUGCUGGUGAUGCUAACUGGGUUAUCUUGAUAUAUAGUGUCUAUUUUGCAUUUGUAGUAGCUUGUGUAUCCAAUAUUCACAGCUCAUGUAGCACUGGUAAAAUGAUUUGUUGUCAGGUCUGGGGGGUUUAAUUACCACUGUAUGAUAAGAGGAGCAUAUACACCUUACCUGAAACCCAGGUGAGCUCAGCUGAGUUUCCACAGUUGCUCCACUCACUGCAUCAA
Messenger RNA from Seriola dumerili (greater amberjack), 1940 nucleotides. Its product is annotated as E3 ubiquitin-protein ligase DTX3L-like. Gene Ontology annotation, biological process: protein ubiquitination; Notch signaling pathway. The record is from RefSeq and is a predicted model, not a curated record. The coding region runs from base 69 to 1370 and encodes 433 amino acids. The transcript has 4 exons. Lineage: Eukaryota; Metazoa; Chordata; Actinopteri; Carangiformes; Carangidae.